Molecule: messenger RNA, 1099 nt
Organism: Exophiala oligosperma
Lineage: Eukaryota; Fungi; Ascomycota; Eurotiomycetes; Chaetothyriales; Herpotrichiellaceae
Exons: 1
Coding region: 102-1037 (311 amino acids)
Biological process (GO): glutamate metabolic process
Molecular function (GO): D-glutamate cyclase activity
Source: RefSeq, a predicted model, not a curated record
GUCGAUUUGACAAUAGACCUGUGACCUUGCAAUCUGGGCCAUCUAGUCCGGAUUGUACAGAAAACACACUUUGCCAGGAAAGCUGCAGUCUUCCAUUCAGCAUGGCACCCAUCGCAUUGAACGAGCCAGUCGAUGUGGUCAACGUGAAAACAACCAACUCAGCAGUCGAAGAAACGGGAGAAAUUGUUCGCCUCGCCGCAAGGUCAGGCACAUACACCAAACAGACGUCCGGAGCUGCACCUAGCUACGUCCAGGCAAACCUCAUUGUGCUUCCCUCGAAGUACGCAACGGAUUUCAGGAUCCUGUGUCGAAGGAAUCCUGUACCUUGUCCUCUGCUGGCAGAAUCCAAAGCUACCGGGAAGUGGGACGAGCUGCGAUCUUGGAUCAACGGUUUGGAAGGCGAGCGAAUCGCCAAGGAUGUUGACCUCCGCCAUGAUUUCCCAAGAUAUAUGGUAUACCAAGACGGCAUCUUGACAAAGUCCCAUUGUCUUAAUGUCGAGGAAGAGUGGACUGAAGACCAUGUUGGAUUCCUUAUUGGAUGCUCCUACAGUUUUGAGUCUGCCCUUGAUAAGGCAGGACUCACGCCAGCCCAUAUGGCGCAUGGGAGAAAUGUGCCCAUGUACCGGACGAACAUUCCACUGUGUCCCGCAGGUGCUUUCCAGAACUCUACGUAUGUUGUAUCUAUGAGGCCAUAUCGAAUGAAGGAUAUCGAGACCAUCCGCGACGUCACUCGUCCAUACGUUGAUACGCAUGGCGAGCCAAUUGCCUGGGGCUGGGAUGCCGUGGACAAGCUAGGGAUUGCAGACAUCAGCAAGCCCGACUUUGGAGAGCCACCGGUUGCGGAAGAUGGAAUACCGCUGGAACGCCACGGCAUUGGCGAAGAAGAGUGCGUGCCUGUUUUCUGGGGUUGUGGCGUGACUCCUCAGGAAGCUGUACGAAGGGCUGGUCUCGAGGGUACCGUGAUCGGACAUGCUCCCGGAUAUAUGCUUGUGCUAGACAUCAGAGAUUGGGAUAUAAUCCCAGAUGCUCAGCACUAGGAUUUUCAAACAUUUCCAAUGACUUGAUGAAGACAUAGACUGUAAUGAAUAAUGAUUCUUCC